AUGAAUUCUUCGCGUGGUAAUGGCCUUGGUUAUGGUCAUGGAAAUAUGGACCUAGGAAAUAUGAGUCAUGGAAAUAUGGGUAUAGGGAACUUGAACCAUGGAAAUAUGGGCCAAAGCAAUAGGGGCCAAGGACAUAUGGGACAUUCAUCACAUAAUAAUUCUACCAUGAAUAUGACACAUAUGAUGGCCACUCAAUUACCACCCGAUAUAGUGAUAGCCUUUAUUACCUUAACUUUAUUAGCCUUUAUAGGUUUCAUUAUUAAUGCUAUCCUUGUUAUCAUCGCAAUUCGUAGUAAUCGCAAGAAAACCGCAGCUGAUGGUCUUGUUGCACAUUUAUCUAUCUGUGAUCUAUUAACGACUAUACCAACAUUAAGCUACUGCUCAGUUAUCUUCGUUUUUCGUGGUUUCGGUUGGCCAACGCAAUUGAUGAAUAUAUUAUGUAAAGCAACUAUUUUCUGCCUCACUUUCUUCUAUUCUUUAACCGUAAGUACUUUAACAUUAAUGUCUAUAGAGCGAUAUCGUGCUAUCAUUCAUCCGAUGAAACCUCGUGUUUCUAGAAAGAGCUUGUGUAUCCUAUUAGUAUUUAUGUGGCUGUUAGUCGCAAUCAUUCCUGCCUUAGGCAUAAGAAAUACUGCCGUUGAUCCUCAUAGCGGAUAUUUAUGUGUACUAGAAGAUGCACAUCAGCAUUAUAUCGUUGUACUUAAUUUCAGCUACUGUGUGAUUAUUGGCUAUAUCAUACCAGCUUGUAUUAUGUUGUAUUGCUACAGCAAGAUUAUUAAAAAAUUGAAACAAUCAUCCUUAACUAACAGAGAAAGCUUAAGGAUAGAAUCUCAACGCGAAUUUCAAAAGAAGCGUGCUAUCAAAAUAUUAAUGGCGGUUUCUGUAGUGUUUAUUUUGACUGGUAUUCCUUUAGUUAUCGGCUUGAUUAUCCACAUUUACAUGGAUAGCAAACUAUCUCAGUUGACACAUUCCGAUCACGGUCUGAUCAAUAGUUUAACAUUGCUAUUUUGGAUACUCUUGCAAUUUGCUCCUCUUUACAAUCCUAUUAUUUAUUUCGCCAAGAAGAAAAAUUUCUGGCAAAAUUUUAAUCACAAGACUGAUCCAGUUUUACAUGUAAGUCAGACUGUAACAGCGAUGACUCAUUCAAAUGCUAAAUAA
Messenger RNA from Trichoplax adhaerens, 1158 nucleotides. RefSeq lists its product as uncharacterized. Gene Ontology annotation, molecular function: G protein-coupled receptor activity. Gene Ontology annotation, cellular component: membrane. NCBI's taxonomy places the organism in Eukaryota, Metazoa, Placozoa, Uniplacotomia, Trichoplacea, Trichoplacidae. The transcript has a single exon. The record is from RefSeq and is a predicted model, not a curated record. Gene Ontology annotation, biological process: G protein-coupled receptor signaling pathway. Bases 1 to 1158 code for a protein of 385 amino acids.